GCCGUCGUAGCUCAGCCCUGCGGAACCAAACGUGUCACCAACUUUUUAGAGCUCCAACUGAAUCAACUCUCUGGCCUCCGUCGCCGCACACACCGCCUCACAAGCACAACUCCGCUCCACCCCGCCGCGCCAGACCACACCAUGAAUAUCUUCCGGAUCUCCGCAGAUCUCUUCCACCUAGCGAGUAUCUUCAUCUUGCUGUAUAAGAUGAAAACAUCGCGGACGUGCGCAGGAAUCUCGCUCAAAUCGCAAUGUCUUUACCUCGUCGUCUAUGUUACACGCUACCUCGACAUCUUCACGACCUUCAACCGGUCCUACUACAACGACCUGAUGAAGAUAUUCUUCGUCGCGUCUUCCGCCUACACAAUCUACCUGAUGACGACCACGUUCAAGCCCACGCACGACCCGGCCAUCGACACCUUCCGCGUCGAGUUCCUCUUUCUCGGCGCCGGCCUGCUCGCCCUCGCCUUUCCGUACCAAUACAGUUUCUCCGAGAUCCUGUGGAGCUUCAGCAUCUGGCUCGAGAGCGUUGCCAUCCUUCCGCAGCUGUUCAUGGUCCAGCGAACGGGCGAGGCCGAAACCAUCACGACGCACUAUCUCUUCGCCCUGGGCGCCUACAGAGCGCUGUACAUCCCGAACUGGAUCUGGCGGUAUGUGGUUGAGGGACAUGUGGACCACAUCGCGCUGCUGGCGGGCAUCGUGCAGACGGUGCUGUACUCCGACUUUUUCUACAUAUACUAUACGAAGGUUAUGAAGGGGAAGAAGUUUGAGCUGCCGGUUUAGAGGAUGGGGCAGCUGCCGGUUGGGUG
This is a messenger RNA of Tricharina praecox, 809 nucleotides long. Its product is annotated as ER lumen protein retaining receptor-domain-containing protein. Gene Ontology annotation, biological process: protein retention in ER lumen; endoplasmic reticulum to Golgi vesicle-mediated transport. The record is from RefSeq and is a predicted model, not a curated record. The transcript has 3 exons. Gene Ontology annotation, cellular component: membrane; cis-Golgi network; endoplasmic reticulum. NCBI's taxonomy places the organism in Eukaryota, Fungi, Ascomycota, Pezizomycetes, Pezizales, Pyronemataceae. Bases 142 to 783 code for a protein of 213 amino acids. Gene Ontology annotation, molecular function: ER lumen protein retrieval receptor activity.